CUUCUACGACGACGACGACGUCGACGGUGUUUUGUUUCGGCACCGGCCGUCCGCGAUUUUCGCUCGCGUCUCCGUCGAGACGCGCAACAAUCGCCGAGCGCGCGAGGAAAAACAAAAGAACGUGCGUCGUUCGCGAAAGAAGGGAAAACAAAAUAGCGUCGCGGAAAUAUAAAGGAAAACACGAUUCAUUUGGUCGGUGCGUUGUUUUUGUGUAUAUCUUCAAAAAGUGUUAGUUGUUAUUAUAGAUUCUAUAAGAAAAAAAUUCUUUUGUGAGGGUAGGCGCUGUUGUUUUUUUUUUUCAAUGAGAUCAGCGCGAUUUGCAAGAGGAUACGGAUUAGGAUUCUCGGUAUAAAAAAUUCUGCAAGUAAUUAGAAAAAAUAACUGAGACUGACUAGUGUGUGAUUCGCGUUGAUCGUGAUAGUGAAUUGGUCUGUGAUAUAAGUUCAGUGCGGUGUGAAGCAAGAUGAUGAAAAAAGAGAAGCCGAUGAUGUCGGUGACAGCUAUAAUUCAAGGGGCGCAAGCUGCUCAGCAUUGGGGUAGGGGAUUGGGUGGGUUUGCACCCCCUCAGAUGUCUUUAGGUUAUCCGUGCGCCAAUGGUCUGACCCUCGACCAGAACCUGUCGAUAGGUCCGCUGGGCCCGCAGUCGCCCCUCGAGAUGAAACCGGACGCGGCCGCCCUCGGCCAGUUCAGCCCCCAGGGACCCAACAGCCCCAACUCGUACGCUUUGAGCCAGGUUGGGCUGCUCAGUCCCUCGCCAGGAGGAGGUGGGCAGAAGGGCGGCCAGGGUAGCCCCUAUCCUCCCAACCACCCGCUGAGCGGGUCGAAGCACCUGUGCUCGAUUUGCGGGGACAGGGCCAGCGGCAAGCAUUACGGAGUUUAUAGUUGUGAAGGAUGUAAAGGAUUUUUCAAAAGGACUGUCAGAAAAGAUCUGUCAUACGCAUGUAGAGAAGAAAGAAACUGUAUAAUAGAUAAAAGACAGAGAAACAGAUGUCAAUAUUGUCGAUACCAGAAAUGUCUGGCCAUGGGUAUGAAACGGGAAGCGGUACAGGAGGAAAGACAAAGGACGAAGGACAAGGACACCUCGGAGGUGGAGUCCACGUCCAGCAUGCAGGUGGAUAUGCCGCUGGAGAGAAUAGUGGACGCGGAGAGACGGGUGGAGACCAUGUCUCUUGAAGUGAGUAAUAUAAUCACUAAAACAGAUAUAAAGAAUAUCAAUAGCAACAUUCGCCAAGCCUCCAAUGCUCACUUAGCUCACCUGCUGGAAUGGGCAAAGUUAUUGCCCCAUUUUACAGCCCUCAAUUUGCAAGAUCAAAUAAUGCUGUUGAAGCACAGUUGGAACGAACUGCACAUAAUUGCGCUGGCGUAUCGGUCUUUGGGAGUGGAGGAGGGUAUAGUGCUGUCAACGGGGUUGACCAUCAACAAGUCAACGUCACAUGCCAUCGGAAUAAUGAACAUCUACGAAUGGGUUCAAGAUUUUAUAAAGAAGUUUCGGGAAAUAAGGGUGGACGUGACGGAACUGGCGUGUCUUCGAGCUGUCAUACUUCUGAAUCCAGAAUUGCGAGGACUUGUCUGCAAAGAUGACGUCAAUAUUCUCCGUGAAAAAGUAUACGAAGUGAUGGAAGAGUACGUUCGCAAUACUUAUCCUUCAGAACCCGGACGUUUUGCCAAGCUUUUGCUCAGGCUGCCUGUACUACGUUCCAUUGGACUUAAAUGCCAAGACUAUUUAUUUUUUUACAGGCUACCCAACGAGACAUCGCUUGACAAAUUCCUGGCAGACAUGCUCGAAAACGCCAGAAACUCCUAAGCAGCAACGUUAAUUCUAUUUUAAAUUUAGGAUUAGUAAGUUAAAUAAAUAUUUCUAUUACACUAAAAAAAUUAUUAAACUAAUUCCUACGACACUGUAUAUUGAGACACUAAAUAAGAUAAUAAGUAUACUUAUAAAUGAUAAAAAUGAAAUGGAAUUGUGUGAUAGAAGUAUGAUUAAAGUAAAUAUUAAAUAUUUCUUUUAGAAAAGAGAUUUUAGGGAGGGAAAGACAGAAAACUUCUUUUCUUUUUAAUUACUACAGUAAUUGAACCUCGAUAAUGUUUACUGACAAAUGACGUUUUUUGUUUUUAACUAAAAAAAUUUCUAGAUUAGUUAACAUUCUAGUUGAAUACGUUUUCUCAAAGACAAGUAUCAUAAAUUUAUUAAAAGAAAACGCAUUGAUACUAAUUGCGUAAAAAAUUAUACCGGGUGUUCUGCAUUGUCGUUGGAAACAUAGAAAAUCGCAUACAAAUUUUGAACUGUCCAAAGAUUAUUGGCUCUCCUGUUGGUGUGUUAUCUGUGAUUUUUUUCUAUGCCUUUAGGCUUUUACAUAAUUCGAACAAGUUUUAAAUUACAAAAUGCAUUUCGGGGAUACUAACUUUAGGUAUUAACGUAGUAGUGUAAACAGCACCAUAAAAUAAUUAACUAGAAAGAAGUGUCAACUCUGUGUUAAAUCGUGGAAACACGAUACGCCACCGAAAGCCUUCGUUGUCGUCUGGAGAACUAAUUUUCCAAUUG
Sitophilus oryzae (rice weevil) is the source of this 2542-nucleotide messenger RNA. RefSeq names its product retinoic acid receptor RXR-alpha-B-like (gene usp). The coding region runs from base 464 to 1804 and encodes 446 amino acids. The record is from RefSeq and is a predicted model, not a curated record. The transcript has 10 exons. Gene Ontology annotation, biological process: cellular response to ecdysone; cell differentiation; anatomical structure development. Gene Ontology annotation, cellular component: activator ecdysone receptor complex; nucleus. Gene Ontology annotation, molecular function: zinc ion binding; RNA polymerase II cis-regulatory region sequence-specific DNA binding; nuclear receptor activity. NCBI's taxonomy places the organism in Eukaryota, Metazoa, Arthropoda, Insecta, Coleoptera, Curculionidae.